Molecule: messenger RNA, 1224 nt
Organism: Ciona intestinalis (vase tunicate)
Lineage: Eukaryota; Metazoa; Chordata; Ascidiacea; Phlebobranchia; Cionidae
Product: THAP domain-containing protein 1-like
Molecular function (GO): sequence-specific DNA binding
Source: RefSeq, a predicted model, not a curated record
UUUAUAUUUUUUCAGUAUAUUACAACGAGGUAUCACCCUCAGCCUCAGCAAGGCAUUCAUCAUUACUGCAAUUCAACAUUCGGUGCUAGUGAAGAAUCCCCCCCCACCUUUUUUGCUAACCACUAACCCGUAUACCCACUAACUCCUAACCCGUAACCCCUAUAACUACUGACCAGUGAUCACUAACUACUGACCCCUAUAACCAUCACCCCCAACCUCCAACACAUUUCCCCAGCCUAUUCUGCUAUGUACCGGAGGAUUCUUCACUGGUGCCCAACAUUCUUAAUAACCUGUUUGCAAUCAUCAGUCAUUAGAAUAAUUUCAAACGUCUGUAGUGGUGGCCAUGUCCGAUAAAAGACCCGUGAGAGGUAGAGGUUGUGUUGCUUAUGGCUGUAGAAAACGAAAGUUUCCAAAGACUCGACCAAGAUCCAACAGCUCUGGUAGCGAAGACGAAGAAUCUGAGAUGAAACGGAAACAUCCACGUACAUUUCACAGCUUUCCAAAAGAUGUGCAGAAACGAAAACAAUGGGAAGUUAAACUAAGAUUACCAAAGUUGAAGUUAACGAAUUGCUCUUUGAUAUGCUCUGAUCAUUUUUAUGAAAGAGACAUAAUUCGCUCCAGUAAAAAUGUUAUGCUGAGGGCUGAUGCCAUACCUAGGAGGUUUAAAAAGUUUCCCAAGCACCUAAGAGAGAAACCUAAAGUUGAACGAAAACUGCCACUGAGAAGAAUAAAAGAGGAAAUAAUAAAUUCAGAUAAAGUCCCAAAAUUUGAAGUAGAUCCGGUGCUUCGCUUAGAUAAAGUAUUUUCUAUUGAAAAAGAUCACCAAACUCUUCCUGCAAAAAUAUCAUGCCACUUACCCGACCACACAUAUUGUGUACCAUCUAUUUCUGUAUAUGUCAAAAAAUUUCACAAAAAUCUAGCUAGGUUGGAGAAAUCGCAACACAAACUUAGGAUGCUAAGGCAGCAUAAUAAGCGUUUAAUACGACAGCGUUCGAAGUUAAAAUCAACUGUAAAUCAAUUAAAAUCAACUAUAAAUCAAUUACGCAAAAAAGAUAAACCAGUACCUCGAGGAAUAUUACAAGAAUGUUUUAAAUUGGGUAAAUUGGUACAGUAUUUAAAUAAAUAAAAACAUAGUUUGUAUUAAUUUACUGUUCACUUAUUAUCAGAGUAUUGUGAAAAUUUGUUAUUGGUAGUAUUGGAAAAUAAAAGUGUAUUAUAAAUGUA